Messenger RNA from Neltuma alba, 760 nucleotides. RefSeq names its product thaumatin-like protein. The coding region runs from base 65 to 601 and encodes 178 amino acids. The record is from RefSeq and is a predicted model, not a curated record. Lineage: Eukaryota; Viridiplantae; Streptophyta; Magnoliopsida; Fabales; Fabaceae. The transcript has a single exon.
AUAUAUCCAUUGUUGCAGUCUAUCUUCUUCACAAAGCAAUCACCGCAUAACUUAGCUCCCAAAAAUGACUCCCCUCAAAAGCCUUUGUUUGUUCUCCCUCCUUCUGGUUCUUAGCUUCACUUUUGCUCAGGCCGCCAGGUUUGAUAUCACAAACAGAUGCUCCUACACAGUGUGGCCGGCAGCCUUGCCCACCGGUGGCGGCCGACGACUGAAUUCUGGUCAGACAUGGUCCCUCGAUGUGCCCGCCGGCACCACCAGCGGUCGCAUAUGGGGCCGAACCGGCUGCAACUUUGACGGGUCGGGUCGUGGCCACUGCAGCACCGGUGAUUGUGGCGGUGUGCUCCAAUGCCGUCUCUCUGGGGCACCACCUACCACACUUGCAGAAUUCUCUCUUAACCAAUCCAAUAAUUUGGACUACUACGAUAUCUCAGUGAUCGAUGGUUUUAAUAUUCCCAUGGAGUUUAGUCCAACUUCCAGUGGAUGUAGAAGUCUUCGAUGCCUUGCUGAUAAGUGUCCUGAUGCUUACCUUUUCCCUGCGGACAAUACUAAAACUCAUAGUUGCCGAUCAGGAACUAACUAUAGGGUUGUCUUUUGCCCUUGAAUAAGUUAGUUAAUGGCUCCGUGUGUUCUUAUUUCCCCACAUAAAGAACCAUGCAAUGUUGUAAUAAGAAGCCAUUCUCAGCACAUCUACUUUAUGUAUGCGCUUCUCUUUGGUGGGAAAUAAAUAAAGUCUCAAUUAUGAUUACUAUGUAUUUUGAUG